AUGGAGUCCGGAAACAAGAACAGUGGCAACGUGGAGAGCGGUGUGGUGGUGGCUAAUAAGAGAAAACUGAGGGGCUCCGAUGUAAUUUUGCGUUUCUUGGCGCUUGCACUCAGCCUGGCCGCGGCAGUGGUUCUGGGCGUCGAUAAAGAGACGACCACGGUGGCCAUGACGCUCGUCCCCACGCUGCCGGCAGUCAACGUGCCGGUCACCGCAAAGUGGCACUACUUGUCUGCCUUUGUGUUCUUUGUGGUGUCAAAUAGCAUAGCGUGCGCCUAUGCAGCCGUCUCACUACUCCUUAAGCUCGCAAAUAGAAGUGGAAAAAAUGGCAUGGACAUGAUGUUCGUUUUGGUCGACCUAAUCAUGGUGGCUCUACUGUUUGCGAGCGUUGGAGCUGCCCUUGCCAUUGGCCUUAUGGGAUAUGAAGGCAAUUCGCACGUGCAGUGGAAAAAGGUGUGUCACGUGUUCGAUACGUAUUGCGAUCAGGUUGGGGUCGCUAUCGAUGGGGCCCCACGCGUCCGCGUGGUCGCGGGCAAGGGGACGAUCUCGCGAGUGUGGAUGUCCGGGGCAUGGGAGUGUGCAGGCGCGCGCGGUCGCGGGGCACGGUGCGUGCUCGCGAGUAAGCGGGGCAGGGAUCGCUCGGCGUGGCUAGGACACGACAUAAUCGAUUGA
Messenger RNA from Striga hermonthica, 669 nucleotides. The record is from the annotation of a GenBank genome assembly. Lineage: Eukaryota; Viridiplantae; Streptophyta; Magnoliopsida; Lamiales; Orobanchaceae.